This is a messenger RNA of Symbiodinium necroappetens, 708 nucleotides long. Lineage: Eukaryota; Dinophyceae; Suessiales; Symbiodiniaceae. The record is from the annotation of a GenBank genome assembly.
GGGGUCGCCUACCACAACCUCGACGACCACAACCACUACACCCUCCUCGGACAGCCCAAGGGGAUCAAGAAGCAGAAGCCCGGACAGGGGAGCAGGAACACGCUCCACGCCACGUCCGUGAGAAACGAGCUGUCAGAAGUGGGGGAACUGCUGGAGGAUGUUGUCGCGGACUUUGGUGCCUCCAUCAGACUCCGAGACAGCGCGGGGAUAGCAGAGGGGAGGGACGCGCUUAUGGAAGCAGUGAACAUCCUGGACGAGAUCGUCAUGAACUACGACGCGGCGCAUGACGAGUUCACCAUGGACCCAGCAACACUGCAGGAUGACCUCCUCCGACUGGCGCAACAACUCCAGAUUGUGGUCCCGGCCCAUAACAACCUCCUGGGGGACAUCAGGGGAGAACUCCCCUCGCAAAGGCCGUCUUCCAACGCCUCACGCAGCAACUGGGGGGACAACGAGGGGAACACCACAUACAGCGACCCCAAACGUGGACCGACCUCCUCAUCCAAUGCCGCCACGCGGGUGUCCACCAGUUACUCUGCCGCCUUCACCGUCCGGGGCCCGACCCGGCGGGGGACACAGAAGAAGGACAUCGAUGCGCCCUCCAACUUCUGUCAGUCCUCGAGCGCGAGUUCCCCGAAAGUUACCGUAGCAACGGACAAUGCGAAGCAGAUGCAAUUUGGCUACUCCUUCGAGGGGGAGACUGGCUGA